GAGGCUGUGCAGGGGGUGGCAGGACGGGGCCAGGGGACUUCCUCCCCUCUGUGCUGGGCGCCUCGGCUUCUUCCACUUAGCCGUGGGGCUUGCGUGCUCCUGAAACCGCUGUUAGCGAGCCUGCCCUCCUCUGCUGCUCGAGGAGUAAUUAAAUGGCUCUGACUGGGUCAUGUAAGAGCUAGGGAACGUUCAGUGGCCGCUGGAGGACAUAGUGAAUGGUGCCAUCUUUGUGGGUGCCUGCUCAUAAAAGCAGUUUCCAAGGGAGGACAGUUCUGCUGCUCCAUUUGUUCAGGGUAGUUCCUUUUUUUUUUUUUUUUCUUUAGUUCUUUUUUUUCUUUUGUUAGAAUCAUAUCGGUCAUCAUUCAGUCCUACAAGCGAGGUAUGCUUGUUAGGGAUGAGGCAGAAUGUGCUAGUUUGCUCUUGCUUACCAAGCCAGAGAAGUCCAGAAAUAGGCUGCAUGGAGAGGCCUGAUGCUGUUUAUUUUGUAAGGAAUUCCUGCCCAAUCUGGGUCUUGAGCCUCUGCAAACACACUUCUUGUUUUGGCAUCAAAAACAAAAGUCAGGUGGAGGUUAAGCCAUAAAGGAAGGAGAAAGAAGUGGUGAAGGUCACAGUCUAUGGUACAUUUUAAUUAUCAGUUAAGAUGGAUAUCCGAGGUGCUGUAGAUGCUGCUGUCCCAACAAACAUCAUUGCUGCCAAAGCUGCUGAAGUUCGAGCAAACAAAGUAAACUGGCAGUCAUAUCUUCAAGGGCAGAUGAUUUCAGGUGAAGACUGUGAAUUUAUUCAAAGAUUUGAACAGAAAAGAAAUCCAGAAGAAAAACAGGAGUUGUUGCAAACAGAAGGCAAUCAAUGUGCUAAAACAUUUAUAAACUUGAUGACUCAUAUCUCCAAGGAACAGACGGUUCAGUACAUUCUGACUAUGGUUGAUGAUAUGCUGCAAGAAAAUCAUCAGCGCGUUUGUAUCUUCUUUGAUUAUGCAAAACGUGGUAAAAACACUGCAUGGUCCUAUUUUCUGCCGAUGUUGAAUCGACAAGAUCUUUUCACUGUGCAUAUGGCAGCAAGAAUUAUUGCCAAACUGGCUGCAUGGGGGAGGGAACUUAUGGAAGGCAGUGACUUGAAUUACUACUUCAACUGGAUUAAAACUCAACUCAGUUCACAGAAACUACGUGGGACAGGAGGUUCUGUGGAAGCAGGAUCAGUCUCCACAAGUGAUAGUUCCCAAUAUGUACAAUGUGUUGCUGGAUGUCUGCAGCUGAUGCUCAGGGUCAAUGAAUAUCGCUUUGCAUGGGUAGAAGCAGAUGGAGUAAACUGUAUCAUGGGGGUCUUAAGCAACAAAUGUGGCUUCCAGCUCCAGUAUCAGAUGAUUUUCUGUGUGUGGCUGCUGGCAUUUAGCCCUCAAAUGUGUGAAUAUCUCCGUCGGUAUAAUAUUGUUCCAGUGCUGUCGGAUAUUCUUCAAGAAUCUGUCAAGGAGAAAGUAACGAGAAUCAUCCUUGCAGCAUUUCGGAAUUUUUUAGAGAAAUCUACGGAGAGAGAAACUCGCCAAGAAUAUGCUCUUGCCAUGAUUCAGUGUAAAGUUUUAAAACAACUAGAGAAUUUGGAUCAGCAGAAAUAUGAUGAUGAAGACAUAAGUGAAGAUAUCAAAUUUCUGCUGGACAAGCUUGGUGAAAGCGUGCAGGACCUUAGCUCCUUUGAUGAGUACAGUUCUGAGCUCAAGUCAGGAAGACUGGAGUGGAGUCCUGUACACAAGUCUGAGAAGUUUUGGCGGGAGAAUGCUGUAAGACUAAAUGAGAAGAAUUAUGAACUACUCAAAAUCCUGACAAAACUUCUGGAGGUUUCUGAUGACCCACAAGUGCUGGCUGUAGCUGCUCAUGAUGUGGGAGAAUAUGUACGACACUAUCCCCGUGGGAAACGAGUGAUCGAGCAACUUGGUGGUAAACAGCUGGUAAUGAACCACAUGCAUCAUGAAGACCAACAAGUUCGUUAUAAUGCACUAUUGGCUGUGCAGAAGCUGAUGGUUCACAACUGGGAAUACCUUGGAAAGCAGUUGCAGUCAGAACAACCUCAAACGGCCACCGCACGGAGCUAAACAAUUCCGUCAGUUCAUGUUUAUAACUACAGUAUGUCUUUAAUAUCAAGGAAACACUGAAAUCAUCCCAUGUUCUUUGCCUGAUACUAGUGCACAAACUUUCCAGCUUUCCUCCAGUGUUGUUGGCUUAGUAAAAACUCGUUUGUUCAACUAGUUCUGAUGAUUAUGCCUCUUGGCUUCCUGUUAUAUUCUGAAUGUAUAUGAGGAAGUGUUGCUAAAAUAUUGUGUUUGUUUUAUGUAUUUAUUCUCAUAAUAAAGAAUAUUAUUAAAGGAUAAUCAUUCCAUGUUAUAAUUAGCCUAGAAGAAUUGUUCUCAUCUUUUAGUGGGUUAUCAGGGUUGUCACCUUCCAGGAAAAACAAGUAGUGCCUGUAUGUCUCCAGACAAAGUAAUAAAGAUAUUCUGUAGGAAAUGCAGCAGCCUGAGAAAUGUUGAUUAACAGUCCUAAAAUACAUACCAAGUCUCAAAAUAGUGUUAAAAUUGUAUAUAAAAGCAAAUGUAUGGAGUUUUUUGGGGUGGGGUGCUCCUCUCUUGUUAGAGACUACAUUAAAAAAUCUGGAUGUGAGAAGAGGAAAAGAAAAAAAACAUUCCUCUAAUGAAAAUUGAUCCACUUAAGAUUAUUAGUCAAGCUGUGUAAUGUCAGUGUUAAGGCUGUAGAUCAGAGAUCAAGUUGUGUGGUUUUUUUUUUUUUUUAAUAACAAAUGUGCAGUAACGAAUGAACUUGGAAUUUCCUGGCAUGUUUUUGUUAUUGAAAUACUUGUAAAUGUUAGGGUUCUGGUGUCAUUCUAAAAUCUAUUGUAUUUCCUUUAUAUUAGCUAAAUAAUUUGGCUAACAAUCUUUUCUGUAUUUUGUAGCUCCUGAUAGUAAAAAAGAUGUAUGCAUCAAUAAAUCAAAGAUGAUAUUGGAUUGACAUGUGAAAACAGUCUUGUUGCAUAUAGAAGAGCUUGGCUCCAGGAACUUGCAACACUAAGCAGUUAAUAUUCUUUAGUUCAUUUUUAGAAUGGAAGAAAAAAAAGAUGAGGGAACAAGACAUAAUCUCGUUGGUUGUCUGGUGUGGUCCAAGUCUCUGAGGAAGUUUAGGGUACUUUGUCAUCAAGUCAAAAAAGAAAAUUUGGAAAACUUUUCUUACAUUGUCUGGAUUUUCAUUAUAUAUAACUAAAAUUUGACCACUGUUCCAAGGGAGAGAGAAGACUUUUAUGGGAUGACAGUUUGUGAUGAUUUCUUAUCUUGCUUAAUUAAAAUUGGAUUGUGUAGAUUAAUGACUGUUGCUUACUUCUGCAUAUAGGAGGCAUAAGCUUUGACACUGAAGUUCAUAUCAUGGAGAUAGAUGCUGAAGCCUGAAAAGAAUUAAACUGACUUUAGCUGGA
This is a messenger RNA of Tyto alba (common barn owl), 3447 nucleotides long. It is a transcript of the gene ATP6V1H, whose product is annotated as ATPase H+ transporting V1 subunit H. Gene Ontology annotation, cellular component: vacuolar proton-transporting V-type ATPase, V1 domain; lysosomal membrane. The record is from RefSeq and is a predicted model, not a curated record. Gene Ontology annotation, biological process: proton transmembrane transport. The transcript is spliced from 14 exons. Gene Ontology annotation, molecular function: proton-transporting ATPase activity, rotational mechanism. The coding region runs from base 641 to 2083 and encodes 480 amino acids. Lineage: Eukaryota; Metazoa; Chordata; Aves; Strigiformes; Tytonidae.